AUUGAGUUCAAAAGACGAAAAGGGUUCUGAGAAACCUUUUCAUCAUCGUUUCCUCUUCUACGUACGUCUUCUUCCUUCCGGAGCUCAUCAAGCUAGAAGUUCUCAGACUGACACACAAAGAGAUCGAUCGAAGCCAAUCAAUCUCUCUCUCUCUCUCUCUCUCUCUCUCUCUCUCUCUCUCUCUCUAUAUAUAUAUAUAUAUAUUAGCGCGGAAAGAAAUUAGAUAAUUAAGGCGGAUCAUCAUGGACUGCUCUAUAUGUACAUCAAUGCCCGUUAUAUUAAGGUCUCCGAGGAAUACAAUAUGCGGGGCUUGCUAUGAGGGAGCUAGGGCCAUAAUCGACCUGGUGAACAACCACCUUCAUAGUCAUGAUGAUCAAUUCGGAACUGAUUGUCAACCAAAUUCCUACACUCGGAGAUGUUUCACGAUGGAUGUCGGAUAAGAAGGACAUGGAAAAUGCGAUAAAAGAGGAGCAAAGUUUUCUUAGGGCGGGCUUCUUCACUGCGCUUAGAGAUCAAAUUCACACCGAUAUUCAACUCAAGCCUGCCAAUAAUGGGCUUUCCAUACCCGCUCAUAGAGCCAUACUGGCAAUAAGAUCACAAAUCUUUAAGAACAUGCUAGACUCGGAUGUAUGCAAAGCCCCACCACUGGACGCCAUAACAUUGCCCGAGUUGAGCUAUGAAGAGCUGGAGUGCCUUCUGGAGUUCCUCUAUAUUGGGAGCUUGCCCACCGACAAAGUCAACAAGCAUGUCAACUCAUUGUCACUAGCAGCCGACAAGUACGAAAUCCCAUACUUAUCCAAGUUUUGUGAGCGUCACAUGCUUGGCUCUUUGAGUCCAUCCAAUGCUCUUGAUGUUUUAGAGAUCUCAGAUGUUUGUUCCUACAUAUCUCUAAAGGAGACAGCUUUGAAAUUCAUCGUCAAAAACAUGGACGAGAUAGCCUUCGAGGCUAGAUUUGAAGAAUUUGCAAUCAAGAACCCACAUCUCUGUGUACAGAUAACAAGGGCUUCGUUGAUGGGAGCCAAAAAAGUUUAGAGUUCAUUGUAAGGUCCGGCCGGGCAUUACUGGAGUACUGGACAGAAUAAGAUCAUGUAUGCGUACAAAUGCUUUAGAUUAAAAAAAAAAAAAAAUUACGAACCCCAUGAUGAUGACGAGAUUACCGAGCAUAUUAAUUGCAUGGUGGAAUCAUAUAUUAAUCUUACGAGUAGCCCUACGUGAGUUUUCUUUA
Molecule: messenger RNA, 1225 nt
Organism: Juglans microcarpa x Juglans regia
Lineage: Eukaryota; Viridiplantae; Streptophyta; Magnoliopsida; Fagales; Juglandaceae
Product: BTB/POZ domain-containing protein At3g56230
Exons: 3
Coding region: 367-1032 (221 amino acids)
Molecular function (GO): protein binding
Source: RefSeq, a predicted model, not a curated record